This is a messenger RNA of Rotaria sp. Silwood1, 360 nucleotides long. The record is from the annotation of a GenBank genome assembly. NCBI's taxonomy places the organism in Eukaryota, Metazoa, Rotifera, Eurotatoria, Philodinida, Philodinidae.
AUGGCGGCAGGAUAUGAAACAACAUCAACUGCUUUGGCCUAUGCAACGUAUGAACUUGCUAGACAUCCAGAAGUUGUCCAGAAACUUCAGACUGAAAUCGACCAACUUCCACUGGGCAAUGGUGAUAGAUCCGACGAAGAAACAACGGAAUAUCCCGAUUAUGACGUAGUUGCGCAGAUGCCUUAUAUGGACAUGUUUGUUUCCGAAGUCUUAAGAAUGUAUCCCAUUGCAAAUGGAGCCGUUCAACGAAGUGCCUCUGAAGAUACGAUCGUCCAAGGAAUUAAAAUUGAAAAAGGUAACGAUAUAUUUUUAUGGUACGAAACACUUCGAUCUUUUUCUAAGUCAUCAGAAAAUCCAUAA